AUGAACUUCCCAACGUAUCGACUUUCCCAUACCUUUGUAUAUAUACAGACAGGUAUAUUUACAUAUCAUUUGAUACAAUAGUUGAUCAGAAUUCGAGCCAACAGAAAAACGAGCCACGUUUUCCCCCCUGUCCCACGCUUUCUUUUCGAUCCUUCGAUAAUGGGAUUUUAUUUUGGAAAUACGUAUCUUCGUCGAGUAUUAACUUUUGCCCCGCUGGGCAACGAAACGAAACGAAGGGAACUCAAAGGGAGAACGCCUUCUUUUUUUCUUCUUCUUCUUCUUCUUCUUUUCCUUUUCUCGUUGUUUCUCUCCUUCUGGUCAACCAACUAAUUAAUUCUAAUAAAAGUGGCCCAAGUUCGAUCGCCUGAAAUUCGUCCCGCCUCUUUCGCGUGCGCCCACUUGUAAUCUUGUAAAUAUAAUGUAAAUAUGCAUAGAUGUGUAUUGUACGGUGUACGGGGGCGCUUGGUACACACAUAUUUUUCUAAUCAAUGGUGGAUGGCAGGUGCCGGCCAUCUCGCUAGCUUACGAGGCACCGGAGUCGGACAUUAUGAAACGGCAGCCCCGCGAUCCUUACAGAGACAAUCUUGUCAACCGAAGGUGGGUCUCCCAACUACCCACCAGAGAAACCAAUACUAUACUUAGCGAAAAAUCCAUGCACUCAUAA
This is a messenger RNA of Heterotrigona itama, 664 nucleotides long. The record is from the annotation of a GenBank genome assembly. NCBI's taxonomy places the organism in Eukaryota, Metazoa, Arthropoda, Insecta, Hymenoptera, Apidae.